Messenger RNA from Theileria equi strain WA, 1512 nucleotides. RefSeq lists its product as hypothetical. The coding region runs from base 1 to 1512 and encodes 503 amino acids. NCBI's taxonomy places the organism in Eukaryota, Apicomplexa, Aconoidasida, Piroplasmida, Theileriidae. The transcript has a single exon. The record is from RefSeq and is a predicted model, not a curated record.
AUGGGAGAUCAGAAUGGAGGGACUUCCACUCAAAAGUGGGCCAUGUUUAUGGCAGGGCUGACUCUGUUGCAGUCUCUCCGUGUGGCGUUAACUGGAGCAAAGUUUGCACUUGACAGAUUUAAAAUUCCUCAGCAGUAUGCCAGUUCGUUCAUUAACAUGGUCCAUAAUCCUAUGGAACUUGCAACGUUUACUGGAAUGGCUAUUGUUACUUCUAUAGCAUUAGUGACGGGUGAUGGUUCCAAGAAUGGCUUCAGGUAUUUUGCCAUGUUUACCAACAUAGCACUGUGUUGUUCAUUCAUUCUACUCCUCAUCGCAUUUAAAUCUGGAGGUCAAAUGGGUAAUCUCACCUUCUAUUACUGGUCUAUCGUAUUCGGUUCAUUUAUCUAUGGAAUGAAUGUAGCAGCUGUAAUGAAUGUUGGAAGCGCAAAUGCCGCCUUUUUCAAUGUAGGAAUCCCUCUCUCUGGUAUCCAAGUGUCUAUCUAUUACUAUGUCUUCACUAAGUUGGCUGAGAGGUAUCAGUGGUCAAAUGUUAGCUACAGGAUUAUAUACUGGCAGCUUAUCGUUGCGAUAAUUAUAUCAUUUGCCUCUGCUGCUGUCUGGAUCAUUGCCUAUACACCUGGAGGUGGUGGAGGAAGUGAUACUGCCCCUCAAGAUUUAGGUGAAGAUGCUGCUUUAUCCCCGAUUCUAAUGGGUAUGGUUGGUAUGGGUGGUAUAUAUGCUUUCUAUCCAGCUAUCGCUCCUUAUAAGUUGACUGACGUUGGCACUGGUUAUAAGAUUGACCUGGUUGUCUUAUUUGCUAGCGCCGUUCCUGGUAUUUUAAUUGCCAUCUUAUGCCUAUACACUGAUAAGGGUCCAGAUAAAAAUUGGAGGACUAAUAAUGCUCAGUGGUGGCAUGCUAGUUGGAUUCUGGCAAUUCCACAUAUUACUGCCAUGAUCUUGUGCCUUGUCACACUUCAUUACCCUGAUGGUAGAGUAGCUAGUUCUAUAAAGAGUAGUGGUUUAAAAGUUGGAGUCAUUACUGUGACAUUAAAGUUUUGUGAGGAGGGAUUAAAGGCAGUUUCAUAUGCUGGAGCCGGUAAGCAAGUAGGUAAAUACUGCGACUGCAAAGAGUCAAAUGGAUGCCAACAAGGAUGCGAAUGCAAAAAAGCCGGAGGAGGUACUUGCAAAUGCCAAGAGACAUGCAUCUGCAAAGACAACUGUACCUGCCCAUGCUGUAAAGACAAGGAUGGUGGUGCUAUCUCCUCUUUUAAUGCGUUUACAUCCCAAGGUUUAAUGAUCGUCUUAGCCUUUACUGGAGAUGGAUACCUCAAGACUUACUCCAAGUAUGAACAUGACAGGAGUAACUGGCCUACUAAAGACUACGGGUUCUGGAGAUCCAUCUCUUACUGGGCAAGUAAUGGAGCAUAUGUUGCCUGCAAGAGCGUUAAAUCUUCUUUUACCAAGAAUGUUAGAUGUAAAGUUUUGGGUAAAUCAGAGGCUUUACUUAUAGUCUAUGAAGAUGAGGAAUUUUAG